CCUCGUUAGAGCCCGGGUAGCAGGGGUGCUGGCGGGGGUGCACCACCGAGAAAGCGGGAGGGAGGGUGGGAGCAGACUGCAGGGGAAUGAAUGAACAGCCGCUUUUGCAUUCUUCGCGGGGAGGUGGGGGGGUGCAGGCUGGGGGGUUGUGGGGGAAGGCAUCUGGCUGCCAAGCCCAGGCUGUGGAGAGAGAGUAGAGGAAGACAGCCCGCUACAUGGUCGAUCUGCUUACUGGGCGCCCUCCUGGCUCUGGGGCUCUCUCCUUCCACCCAGCAGAGCCCUUGUUUUUGUCUCUCCCCAGGUGGGAGGGCGCUGUCAAUGGCACAGGAACAAGUGUUGCCCUGGUGACCCGGUGCUUGGGCUGGGGAAGGCCCUCCAGACCCGCUGGUGCCCGGGAACACUGUGGGCCAAGCCCCUGCCCCUUGGGCCAGCCUGUUAGCUCUGCACCUUCGCCUGGUGUGUCAGGGCAGCCAAGGCUGUCUGUUCUGAGGGCUCCAGAACACCUGGUCUCAAGACUCACGGGAUGAGGCAAAGACGGGGAGGGUCGUAUGAAUGCAGGCGACUUCUCUGGCCCGAGAGUCAGGAAAUCUGGGAACUGGGCCCGGCCCCGUGUGAUCUUGGACAAGUAGCCUCACCUUACUGGGCUUUGGUUUCCCCACCUGUACGAUAAAAGUUUUGGAUGAAAUGAUCUUACGGGGGACCUUGCAGCUGGAAUUCAGUAUCUGGUCAGUGGGAGAAAGGAGGGUGAAGGAGCAUCAUUUGAGGACCUGGGCAAACGUGUGCAGACUGGCAGGAUCUUGGGGACGACAUCUCAGCCCCCUACCCCUGCCUUCAGCAAGGGCUUGGCCUGCAGCAGCCUAAGGCAUCAGGGAAAGCAGAGUCUCUCCUGAUGAACACGUCUCUGGUACAGGACCACGGAGGUGGGGGGAUUCCCCUCAGCCCCCCAAGGACCCCACACAAUGCCUGCUGGUGUGUAUGAUCAGGAAGCUUUUUCCUAGGGCCCGGCCUAGCAGAUUUGGAGAACUUCCUGUCUCUUCCUUCCAGUUGUCAUCAGAGAGCUUGAAGUUGGCUUGCAAAUCCUACCCCAUCCCCCAUUCACCUUCUCUUUGAAUCUCCCUCCCUCCUGUGACUUUUGUUCAGUUCUGGUUCCGUCCUGGGGCUCCAGGUGGUGGGUGGCAGUUCGGAUCAGAGCACGGCAGCUUAGCCUUUUAAUCUUCGGAUUCCAUCUGUGAAGCCAAAGCCUCAUCGUUCUCUGGCAGGAGAAAAAAGCUGGAAAGGCAAGCCCCACCUAUCCACAUACCCUCAUGCUGCUUCUUGGAGGGUACAGAAUCUGAGGGGUGGGGCUCCCCUUAGGGGAUGGGAGCUGCCUGCCCCUCAAAGAGAGUGGGCCAGACAGAGAGAGAGGGCAUGGACAGAGAAAGAGAGGAAAAGACGAGGAUGGGAGGUGGGGAGAGAUCUGGGAGUUGGGUGGGUGGAGGGAGGGAGAAAAAAAUUCUCUGGAACCAAGAAAAGGAGUGGGAUGUGGGGGACCUGCUGAGAAAAGAGGAGGGGAAUCAGCUGGACAUCAGGAAAAAGAGAAGUCUGAUUGGCCACACGCCUGCCUUGGCCAACUCCCCCGUCCUCCCCAGGCAGCUGUCUACCCAGGCCCCUCCGUGUGUCUUGACUUUUCCAUCGGAGUCCCCACGCCUCUGGAAGCCGUGAGGCUGGACUUGGAACUUGAAGAGUCUACAAGGCCCGCCAUGAAGCCCCCGGCCUUCCUGAGCCUGCUGGUCCUGAUGCUGCAGGGAGCAGUGUCUCUCCCAGAGGAGGAGAGGGGCAGCAGAGAAGGCCAGCUGGGUGGGGAGGGGGACUCCAACACAGCUCUGCGUCUAGGGGACCGCGUCCUCGCUAACCUGAGCCACUAUGAUGAGCCCGUGGACUCCGAGGACCAGCUCCCCAAGGUCAAAGGGACCAGCCUGGCUUCUUCAACUGGGAUGAGUUCUGCUCAGAGCACGAGGGCCCCAGGGACAGCCCUUUCAAGCCCCACAGUGGCCAGGCCCACUGUGCUGGGCCUGCCGGCGCCCCCGAUCAGCCACGGCUUGCCCACCUGCCUGGUCUGUGUGUGCCUUGGCUCCUCCGUGUACUGCGACGAUAUUGACCUGGAGAGCAUCCCGCCCCUUCCCCAGACGACGGCCUACCUGUAUGCCCGCUUCAACCGCAUCAGCCGGAUCCGGGCCGGGGACUUCAGAGGGCUGACCAAACUGAAGAGGAUUGACCUCUCUAGCAAUGUCAUCUCCUCCAUCGAGGACAAUGCCCUCUGCCUGCUGCCUGCUCUGAAGGGUCUGAUCCUCCCUGAGAACCAGCUGGCAGCACUGCCUGCGCUGCCCGCAGGCAUCGAGGUCCUGGACGUCCGCCGGAACCGGCUCCAGAGCUCAGGGAUACAGCCUGAAGCCUUCAGGGCGCUGGAGAAACUGCAGUUCCUCUACCUGGCUGACAACCUGCUGGACUCCAUCCCCAGGCCCCUGCCCCUGAGCCUGCGCUCCCUACACCUGCAGAAUAACUUGAUAGAGACCAUGCAGAGGGACACCUUCUGUGACCCCGAGGAGCACAAGCACACCCGGAGGCGGCUGGAAGACAUCCGUCUGGACGGCAAUCCCAUCAACCUGAGCCUCUUCGCCAGCGCCUACUUCUGCCUGCCCCGGCUCCCCGUUGGCCGCUUCACCUAGCGCGCCCUCCCCCUUCCCGGGUAAGAGCCCUCGAGGACGGCGGCCAAGGGCGUGGGCCUCCUGCGCCCAAGGGCCCGGCCCCUGUCUCUGAACAGUGGUCUUUCAUCCAGGCGUCAAUCAGCCUCGUGAUCCAAAUACAAAAAUUCCCG
Messenger RNA from Vicugna pacos (alpaca), 2854 nucleotides. RefSeq names its product opticin (gene OPTC). Gene Ontology annotation, biological process: bone development; collagen fibril organization; articular cartilage development. Lineage: Eukaryota; Metazoa; Chordata; Mammalia; Artiodactyla; Camelidae. The record is from RefSeq and is a predicted model, not a curated record. Gene Ontology annotation, cellular component: extracellular matrix. Gene Ontology annotation, molecular function: protein binding.